GUCCGUCCGCAGCCGGCGGUGCGCUCACUGCUCAGCCCCUGCUCGGCCCGGCUCGCAGGUAGGAGCCACCGAGGGACGCGGCCCCGGGCCCCGCUCCACCCGCGCUCUCACCGCGUCCGGCUCCCGCCGCCGGCUUCGAGGAGCUUAGCCACAGCCUCUCUGGAUGACUCCUAUGCCACUUUGUGCACCUAACAGGGUUCACUCACAGCAACCAUGAGUGAGGCCUUUGAUUGUGCAAAAUGCAACGAAUCCCUGUAUGGCCGCAAGUACAUCCAGACAGACAGUGGUCCCUACUGCGUGCCCUGCUAUGACAACACCUUCGCCAACACCUGCGCAGAGUGCCAGGAGCUAAUCGGGCAUGACUCAAGGGAGCUGUUCUAUGAAGAUCGCCACUUCCAUGAGGGCUGCUUCCGCUGCUGCCGCUGCCAGCGUUCCCUAGCCGAUGAGCCCUUCACCUGCCAGGACAGCGAGCUGCUCUGCAAUGAUUGUUACUGCAGUGCCUUCUCCUCGCAGUGCUCUGCUUGUGGGGAGACUGUCAUGCCUGGGUCCCGGAAGCUGGAGUAUGGAGGCCAGACGUGGCAUGAGCACUGCUUCCUGUGCAGCGGCUGUGAACAGCCGUUGGGCUCCCGUUCCUUUGUGCCUGACAAGGGUGCUCACUACUGCGUGCCCUGCUAUGAGAACAAGUUUGCUCCUCGCUGUGCCCGCUGCAGCAAGACGCUGACACAGGGUGGUGUGACAUACCGUGACCAGCCCUGGCAUCGGGAAUGCCUGGUCUGCACAGGGUGCAAGACACCCCUAGCAGGGCAGCAGUUCACCUCCCGGGAAGAUGACCCCUACUGUGUGACCUGUUUUGGAGAACUCUUUGCACCCAAGUGUAGCAGCUGCAAGCGCCCCAUCACAGGUGGGACAGGACUUGGCGGGGGCAAGUAUGUGUCCUUUGAAGACCGACACUGGCACCACAGCUGCUUCUCCUGUGCCCGUUGCUCCACCUCCCUGGUGGGCCAAGGCUUUGUACCUGAUGGAGAUCAAGUGCUGUGCCAGGGCUGUAGCCAGGCAGCAGCCUAAGCCAGGGUCCCUGGGCCAGUAUCUCCCAAACCAGGGCUCCAGGACUAAGGCUCCAAUUCAAGACCACCUCUGGGACUCAGUCCCUCCGCAGUUUGGGGCUCCCCCUGGGCUCUGGGAUUCAGCCUCUCCACCCCCAAAGUCCCAAAACUGGUACUUCCUGACCCAGGGCAUCCAAACCUGGGAUCUUGCAGGGCUUGAAUGAUUCAAAUCUCCUCACCAAGCCUCCACUCCAGAACUGGAUCUUUUCCUUUAGAAUCUGAGUUCCCAAAUCAAGCCUUCUCCCCAGUUCAGGGCUCCAGAUCCCAGCCCUUCAAACCUGGGCUGUGAGACACAGGUCCCCUUCAACCUAUCUCCCAUGAGUGCCUGAGAAGUUCUCAAAAGUGGACUAUAUUCAGGCUAGCCCCUCCCCAUCCCAUCCCACCCAUUUCCCCAGAGCUGGGAGUGUGUAGACCCAUCAGGGGGUUCACUGGCAAGAGAGUCCUAAGAGGUAGCUUUUGUUCCGGCCUGUACCCGCCAAGUAUUUUCUCAUUUCAUUUUAGCUGCGUUUUACCCAGAGGGCUGAGGGGUGGAGAUCUGUUCACCCCCUUCCAGAAUCUGCAAUAAAGCAGUGAAAGGAA
Erinaceus europaeus (western European hedgehog) is the source of this 1682-nucleotide messenger RNA. It is a transcript of the gene FHL3, whose product is annotated as four and a half LIM domains 3. The record is from RefSeq and is a predicted model, not a curated record. Gene Ontology annotation, cellular component: stress fiber; Z disc; nucleus. Gene Ontology annotation, molecular function: actin binding; transcription coregulator activity. Gene Ontology annotation, biological process: actin cytoskeleton organization. The transcript is spliced from 6 exons. NCBI's taxonomy places the organism in Eukaryota, Metazoa, Chordata, Mammalia, Eulipotyphla, Erinaceidae. The coding region runs from base 214 to 1065 and encodes 283 amino acids.